AUGAACACUGACAAUAGCAGCGACAACUUGGAGCUGAUGAAGAUCGUUGCGGGUCAAAGGAUUCCAGCAGCAGCAGCAGCAGCAGCAGCAGUUGAAGACAGCUACAAUUCUCAAGGAAGAAAACACCACCAAGCAGGGAAUCGACAUUCAAGGGAGAAUCUCUCUGCACUUGGUCCGCUUAAUGAUACCAAGAGUACAGGUAGUCACGAGAAUGAUGGCUUUGACUUGAUGGAAAUUGUAGCCCAAAGAGCUGCUGAUGCCAGGGCGUCCAUGGACUCUGAACAGGCUCAAGAGCCAGGUUUCCCAAAGUCCAACAAUCAGGCCUCACACCCACUGAGAAAUCUCACGGGUGUUAUGGGGGAACAAGAGCACGACAAUAUUCAAAGCUCCAGUAUUGGAAUGACAUCCUUGAGGCUUGUGCGAAAUGUCAUUGCAGAGUUUGUACAGCCAGGAGCGUAUCCUGUUGGUGGGGUCAUAAACCAUCUUCAAGCACAAGGUGGAGCUUCGAGAUCAGACAAUGAAGACGACAACUUGGAGGAAGAAGAUAUUCAAGCUGUUGCGCAUCCCAUCGACCUUCAGAGUUCAGAGGAAUUGCUCCCCAGAGGAACCCCCUUCAUAGCAAGAAACAGAACUGUUUGGAAGAGAAAACUCUUGUGUUAUGUUUCGCUGGAAUUGAAUAUUGGAAUGCUCAUUGUGACCACUUUCCUGGUGGUUUUUGUUGUGGUAAAUCGAACUAUCGGGAGUGGAGAAAGCACCAGCCAAUCAGUCCCAGUAGACGGGUUUGUUAGGGUUCCAGUGCUGUCCGCACCCACACAAGCACCAACAAGUUCGAUUGAUGGCCUCCUGGCAUCUCUUAAUCUUCCCGACUACACCUUGGAAGCUCUACAAGACCUAAGAUCUCCCCAGCACAAGGCUUAUGAAUGGAUGUUGGAGAAUCAACUGAGUAUUCAAACCUAUCCCAAUUGGAGGCUGACCCAAAUAUUUGCUUUGGUUACCUUCUUCUUCUCCACCAGGGGAGACUUUUGGGUGAAUCAUCACGGCUGGCUAGAUUGGGAAGUACAUGAGUGCAACUGGGAACAGAAGCCUUUGGAUCCAACAACUCAUUCUCCCGACAUACAAUGUGACGAUUCUGGGCAUAUGAAAGAACAGCACUUUCAGGAACAAUUCCUACAGAGCUGGGUCUCCUGUCAAAGUUGA
This is a messenger RNA of Seminavis robusta, 1197 nucleotides long. The record is from the annotation of a GenBank genome assembly. NCBI's taxonomy places the organism in Eukaryota, Bacillariophyta, Bacillariophyceae, Naviculales, Naviculaceae.